AUGGCACAGCUCAACAAAGAGGAAGAAAAUCAAGUCAAUGACGAGCUAAGCAACCUUACAACAUCGCAUCCCCCGGCGCCUACCUAUGCUAGGAAACAUUUGUAUGUUGACCCAGAUGUCCCCGAAAAAUCAACCACAUCAUUGACAUACCAACGCCGAGAUCUAGCACAGUCAGAGCAAAUUUCUGGCUCAUCUCAUCCUGAUCAUCCAGCUGCUCCUCUUCUUCUACAUACACCUCUCGCAUUUCCGGAUAGCAGGAUGAGUGACCCAUCUUUAAUCGGCGGGACUGCGCCAGGUGUGAAUACAAACACAGUCCAGCCUCGCACUAGACAUCGCACGCGGAAAGUGGUCACCGAUGAAAUUAUUCCAACAGACAGCGAAAGCGUAGCAGUCCUUGGAAUGUCCCCAUUCAUGCCCAACAAAGACGCCAUCUACAACCAGAACCGACUCGUUCGGAACGAGGUCAUACUCGCACGCCAUCUUUCGCGACUUCAAAAGAAUUACUACGCGUCUGAGUCAGCCCAUGCUCAACGGGCUCAGGACUUCUAUCGUGUCCUUACAGAUCACAAAAAUUCAAUCGAUUUGUUGAAGUCGAACAACCAAUCCUCCAGCUCUGUGAAUCUGCAGCCAGAGUUCACGGCUCUCGUUGAAGCGCAUAACGAGACUCGGAAAGCUCUUGACGAGCUUACUAAAGACAUCGCAUCGUUUUCUUCUACAACCAGAGAGUCCAUCGCAUUUUUGGCGGACAGCGUGCGCCGACUUACGUCUCCCUUCCCGGAAAGUUCUGAGUCAGCUAUCGCUGGGCUCCAUCCCGAUCAUACUAUCAUGGCGCCGCCCCACUCCCUCACGUCUUCUCCCAGUCUUUUUGAGAGGCCGUUUAUCCCUGGUACAAAACGAAGGAGAUCGUCAGAUGAAUUUCUCAACACGGAUGUUCCCCCGACCUCCCGACCGUCCACUAGCGCCGCUCACAGUGCACUGCAGUCACGCUCCAACUCAAUCCACGAGUACCAACGAGAGGUGGUAUAUGGACCCAUAUCGAGCGCAGCGGACCUUUCCGAUCCUGUAGCUGUCGGACACGACGCAGUCAGGAAUGUCGGGCUCAGCACUAGCAUGGUUCAUUCUAUACGAAUUAUACCAGGGCGUCCUGAAUAUCUUUCCGUACGGUUCUUGAAACCUGAAUACGCUGCCAGGUUUGUUGACCUUGUGCCUUUUGGUGAUCACCCAGAGCGUCAGGCAUUGGUGGCUGAUGACCAAAUCCAUUGA
This is a messenger RNA of Psilocybe cubensis, 1263 nucleotides long. RefSeq lists its product as uncharacterized. The record is from RefSeq and is a predicted model, not a curated record. The transcript has 3 exons. The coding region runs from base 1 to 1263 and encodes 420 amino acids. NCBI's taxonomy places the organism in Eukaryota, Fungi, Basidiomycota, Agaricomycetes, Agaricales, Agrocybaceae.